AUGAAACGAGCAAAAAUUUUGAUAUUUCUCUUCUUUGCACAAAUUCAAGCUUACGAUUACAGAUGGGAAAUUGCCAGAUGUCAAAACGAAACGAUUCGGGCGGAGAAAGAACGGGAAAUGUUUUUCGUUUCUCCUUCUUUUCCAAACAUCAACAAUGCCCAAUUUGACUGUACUUGGCGUCUACAGGCGCCGGAAGGGAUGAGAGUCAAGAUUAGAUGGCCUGUUUUUCACCUUGAUAGCUGUGGAAGCAAAAACAUGCUGAAUAUGCCAGGAGAUCAAUCGUCAAGAGUGAUCGUUUUCGACGGAAAAGCAGAAACCGCAUUUGACGAAGAAAUCUUCUGCGGAAAGAAUACUCCCCCGCCGUUCAUUUCUACAUCGAGAGAUUUGCACAUUCGCCUGAUGCAGCCAUUACAGGAGCAUGGAAAGGGAGUCAAAAUCAUGUGCGGCUUCACGGCGACGAAGAUGCCUUCAUCAAAUAUCCGCGCCAGACCCAACUCCGGCGAGAUGGCAAAAACUCCGGUUCGACAUUCAAACAGACCAAUUCAAAAGCCGAUGCCAAAUGUGGAGAAUCAGAAUAGAGCUCCUGCUUUUGUCGAGGAAAACUCAGUCGAAGUAGUUGGAGUUGAGCAAGGUCGAUUUCCGGACAGCUAUUAUUACGACUACGAAAUCCAGCUGGAACGCAAACAAAAGAUCCUCAACAACCUGAAGAUGAAAGAAGAAGAGCGUCGAAAAUCUACUCUUUCUUACAAAUUCUCAGCGAUGGACAAACAAGACCAGUGGGCCCUAAUCGGCGCGGCGCUCUGCCUCGUCGUUAUUUUGCUGGUAGUGAGCUACAUGCUAUACUUGAGGCGAAAACGACUUGCGGAUGACAUUUCAGUGGAGAACCGACAUUCGUUGGACAAACGAUUGAGGUCGACUGAAAAACCAGCGCUCUAA
Oikopleura dioica is the source of this 936-nucleotide messenger RNA. The record is from the annotation of a GenBank genome assembly. Lineage: Eukaryota; Metazoa; Chordata; Appendicularia; Copelata; Oikopleuridae.